AUGAACUAAUUGACGUAAGAGGAAUUAGCUUAAACCAAUGGAAGGCUAGACAAUCAAAGCAAACUGUAUGUUUAACCAAAACUAUCUAGACUUCAAUUCUACUUAUUAAUGGCUUUCUACUUGAUAGCAGGUGGUAUGGUUACAAUAACUUUGAAAGUCCAAAACAUCUAAAUAAGUUAGGUUGAUGGUAAACCAUUCUAAUGGCAGCAUCCUUUCGUUUAAGUCUUGUUCAUGUUCAUUGGUGAAAUGACCUCUGGUUUAAUUUACAUAUCUCUCUUCAGGAAAUCUUUUAAAGCUCAAAGACUUUCAAGAAUGAGUAGCUUUGAUAAUACUCAGAAAGAAGUAGCAAAUCCAUUUGUAUAUGCUAUACCUGCUUCCACUGACACUAUUGCAUCUUUUAUGGUAUUUUUCGGUUUGACUUAGAUUCAGGCCAGUGUUUAUCAAAUGAUGAAAGGCUUUAUCGUAGUUGUUACCGCUAUCCUAUCCGUUGUAUUUUUGAAAAGACAGCAGUAUUAUCAUCACUUCAUUGGUAUCUUUUUAGUUGUACUUGGAGUCGGAACAGUAGGGUUUUCUGCUUACUUCAGAUCGAACGAAGCAGAGAGUAGUAAUUUGAUUAUGGGAAUGCUUUUUGUUUUGGGCGGUUAAACAUUCUAGGCUUUUCAUCUUGUGAUUUAAGACCACUAUCUUAAGAAAUAUGACAUUCAUUAGUUCUAGCUCAUUGGAUGGGAAGGAAUAUGGGGUAUUGUUAUUCUAUCUGUGCUUCUACCAAUAUUCUAAUAGAUACCAUGUGAUUAACCUUAUUGUGUAAACGGUAAAAUUGAAGAUUCAGUACUGGCUUUUAAUGAGAUUUUGUCGAAUUGGUACCUAGCUCUUUUUAUUUUCCUCUAUUUCCUUGCUAUUGCCUUUUAUAAUGGACUUGGAAUCACUAUUACCAAAUACGCUUCUUGCGUUCAUUAGACAGUAACCGACCAAUCUAGAGUUUUGCUAGUGUGGACAUUCUUUAUCCUCUACCCUGGCAUUGCUUAAGAAGAAUUCAGAACUUUGCAAUUCCUUGGCUUUUGUAUUAUUGUCACAGGAAACUUCAUCUACAAUGAGAUCAUCAGAUUAAAUAAGGAGUCUAAAAUGUUCAAAGAUGAUGAUGAGUUGCUUGAAAAUGACUCAAAUGAAUUCUAGUAAACAUCCAAAUAAUCUCUCAUCCCUAAAAAUUAAUUGCAAUGA
Messenger RNA from Stylonychia lemnae, 1218 nucleotides. NCBI's taxonomy places the organism in Eukaryota, Ciliophora, Spirotrichea, Sporadotrichida, Oxytrichidae. The record is from the annotation of a GenBank genome assembly.